AUGGUCAGGGACUACUGCCCCGAGGAUCAGUCUGUCGACGUCUUCGACUUUCCACAGCCUCCUUGCAAAUCCAAGCUCUCGUCUAUCUUAUCCGCUUUCUCACUACGGAAGCGGCAGGAAAAAGAGGAGAUGCGCUGUGUCCACAUCUCAGCGCCAAUCAUGGCUGCAGCGUCGACGCCGACACCGACACCGACACAGUCUGGGCCGGCGAAUCCGAAGCUGCGCUACAACACCCUCCAAAAGAGGCAGCGGCCUAAAGCUAGGAAGGAUGCAGAGUGUUCCGAGUGCGAUUUCGAAUCAGAUACCGACGACGACCACUGGGGCUGA
Molecule: messenger RNA, 327 nt
Organism: Hirsutella rhossiliensis
Lineage: Eukaryota; Fungi; Ascomycota; Sordariomycetes; Hypocreales; Ophiocordycipitaceae
Exons: 1
Coding region: 1-327 (108 amino acids)
Source: RefSeq, a predicted model, not a curated record